This is a messenger RNA of Trypanosoma conorhini, 876 nucleotides long. RefSeq lists its product as uncharacterized. The transcript has a single exon. The record is from RefSeq and is a predicted model, not a curated record. NCBI's taxonomy places the organism in Eukaryota, Euglenozoa, Kinetoplastea, Trypanosomatida, Trypanosomatidae. The annotation marks the transcript as partial.
AUGAUUGAGAGGAGUAGGCGGGUCGUCCCUGGCACGCAGCUGUGCCACCGCGCGCUCUACGCGACCAUCGUGGGGGAUCAGCCGCAGGACUGCCUUCCAGGCACAUCCGUCAAGAUGAGCAGUGAGGGGCCGAUUCUCGUUGACCACGUCAUGCGUGCUGCACGACGGUACGUUGCCGGCAACGCGCCCCCCGCGCCGGAGAGUGGCCCGCCGAGCGCCAUGGCUACGGAGCUGCUGCGCGCCGUGGAGGAGUUGCGCCAGCAGAACCAGCAGUACCAGCAGGAGCUGGAGGCACGCACGCAGCAGCUGGAGGCGCGGAAGCAGGAGGUGCAGGCGCUUCAGAACAAGCUGCGUGUGGUGCACAUGGAGGCUAGGAGGCGCGGUUACAACUUCCACGAAAUAGCUGAUCGUGGAUCCUCCCGAGGCUCGGAGAAUAGAAAGACGCAUGAGACGGAGCGACCCUACAGCAGGCGCGACUUCACCCCGCCGCGUGGAACGAGAGGUGGCGGCGGUGCAGGAGGGAGUGGGGAGUACUCGCGUCCGCCGCUUCCACCGCUGCGUGUGGACAGCGCACUAGUCCCAAGUCUCCCGCCGCCACUGCCGUCGCUGCCGCCCCAGCUGCAGCCUUCGUGUCCGCCGCCUCUCUGCGGGCAGGAAGCGCAGCUGGCGGCCAACGACGGCGUGGCGGCUGCCGUCGCCAAGCCCCCGCUCCCGCAGCUGUUGGCAGUGUCUCAGAGCAGAGGCGUGGCUGGGGAUGCCUUGGGCGGCGGCGGCGGCGGCGUGGUGGCUGCCGUCGCCAAACCCCCGCUCCCGCAGCUGUUGCUGGAGGAGAGUGUGCGGGAAAAUGGCGAAGCGGCCGAGGCGGAGCUUGAGGAU